AUGGAGAAAAUCUUGAUAGCUGAAGACCGUUAUGGACUAAAGUCAAGUCAUCUUGAGGAUGAUGACAUAAUUGAUCGUUUAAAUAAUAGAGUAACAGUUUUGGGAUUGAUUAUGUGUGUUUUUAUUAUCGGAGGUGGUGUUUUAGUCGGUAAACCAAUCAAUUGUUGGACACCAGCUGAAUUCAAAGGACAACAUGAUGGCUAUGCAAAUAGUAUUUGUUGGUUGAAAGGAUCUUAUUAUCUUCCAACAGAUGAAAUUACGAUACCAGAUCGGUCAAAGCCUCGAUCGUACUUUGUUUCUUACUAUCAAUGGACAGCAUUUAUUCUACUGGGUAUGGCGAUGUUCUUUCUACUGCCUCGAUAUUUAUGGCAAGCAUUUACACGACAAAGUGGUUUCAACAUUAAAAAAGUUAUAAAAAAUAUUAAAGAGCAAAAAGAAGCGAAUAAAGGCGUGGAAUCAGCACAAAAAUUGUUGAAAACAUAUCUUGAUGCACUAAAUGAGUCCAAUGGAUCCAUAUGUUGUGGGGUUUCCUGUCCUAAUUUUCACGUGGGCUAUAUAACAGCUUAUCUUGCAAUAAAAGUUCUUUAUAUUAUCAACAGUAUUACACAAUUUUUCUUGUUGAAUACAUUUCUAGCAUUCAAUUUUACUAGUUUUGGCCCUGAAGGAAUAAAUAAAUUGCUAACUGAAGGCGAUUGGUUCGAAUCUCCACGAUUUCCUCGUGUUACUAUGUGUGAUUUUAUGGUGAGACGUUUAGGUUCAAAUCAACAUUGGUAUUCUGUACAAUGUAAUUUACCAAUCAAUAUGUUUAAUGAAAAGAUAUUUCUUGCCAUCUGGCUAUGGUUAAUAAUUUUAACCAUAUUAAAUUUUUUAUCAAUCUUUCCCUGGAUAGUAUUUCUAUCAAAACAACAACGAUCAUCAAUGAUACACCGUUAUUUACAAACAAAUUCAAAAUUCAUGGAAGAGACAAAAGAUUUAUUAUCACUGCAGAGCGCGUCAACAUAUCGCACAACUGAUUCAUGGUAUAAAACAAAUCAGUUUAUAGAUUAUUUACAAGUAGACGGUUUUCUAAUAUUUUACAUUAUUGCAAUUAAUACAGAUGAUGUUACAGCUUCCGAAAUUAUCGGUUUUUUAUACGGUAGUUUUACACCAUCACCGAGUCGAUUCACCACCAGCGAAGUUUGA
This is a messenger RNA of Rotaria socialis, 1182 nucleotides long. Lineage: Eukaryota; Metazoa; Rotifera; Eurotatoria; Philodinida; Philodinidae. The record is from the annotation of a GenBank genome assembly.